AUGAGUUUAACACGGAAAGUGAGAAAUUAUAAAGAAGCGAAGGAGAGUCUAGACGCAAAGUACUUAUCUCUUUUAGACGAAAACAACAAAGAAUACACCACUGAAGAUGAGGAGUCGUUCAAUCUCGAUAUAACUAAGGCAGUAGGGCUUUUGGUGGAGAUGGAUAAGAUUUUCUAUCAUUUUAAUGCAUUGAAGUCAUACUUGGACAUAUCGAAAACACACUUGACAGAAGAAGAAAAAAAUUUAGUUUAUGACAUGAGCAAGUUUCAAGAACGAUUGGAAAAAAAGAUGCCAAUUCCAGAAAUCUUCACUUGUGUUCCUGACAUGGCUAUUCUAAGACGUGAAUCCCGUGAAAGUGCAAAAGAAGCUGGGAAGGUUGCAUUUCAAAUCGAACAGUCCAAUCUGACUUCCACCCCG
Hyphopichia burtonii NRRL Y-1933 is the source of this 417-nucleotide messenger RNA. RefSeq lists its product as uncharacterized. The transcript has a single exon. The record is from RefSeq and is a predicted model, not a curated record. Lineage: Eukaryota; Fungi; Ascomycota; Pichiomycetes; Serinales; Debaryomycetaceae. The annotation marks the transcript as partial.